CAAUAUUAACCUAUGAAGACGUGAACGUGAUAGUAGUAGACUGGACUGUAUAUUCAAGGCUGUCAUACUCCAGGGCAGACAGCCAUGUUGCAGAAGUCGCCAUGAAUAUACACCUCUUCAUACGAAUGUUUUCAUUGAAUCUUAAUCUACUUCAUUUGGUUGGCUUUAAUCUUGGCGCUCAUAUUGUUGGACAUACAGGCAGAUUGUACCCAGGCAUAAUCCGAAGAAUUACAGCUUUAGAUCCUUCCAAAUCCAAUAAUAGGCUGCGCAGAACAGACGCCGUUUACGUCGAAGUAAUCCAUACUGACGGGGGUUGUCCUUUAUCAAAUGGGCUUGGAAUAGUAUUGGGAGACUUAGAUUUCUUCCCUAAUGGCGGUACCAAGCAACCGGGAUGCUGGGGCUCAAAUACAUGUGAUCACAACCGAGCAUGGUGGUACUUUGCUGCAUCACAGACACCUGGUACAUUUAUGGCUAGCUGCUGCUCAUCAAAAACCCAGAUGACAUUAAACAAUUGCAGAAGAAAUGGCGAAAUUAAAAUGGGAGGAAAUGAUCUAGCACCGAAAAACGGAUGCCCUAGUGGAAUCCUCCGUAUCGAGACUGGCCGCUCCUAUCCAUUUUAUUAA
Molecule: messenger RNA, 623 nt
Organism: Achroia grisella
Lineage: Eukaryota; Metazoa; Arthropoda; Insecta; Lepidoptera; Pyralidae
Product: pancreatic triacylglycerol lipase-like
Exons: 3
Molecular function (GO): lipase activity
Source: RefSeq, a predicted model, not a curated record